AUGUCUGGGAUCCUUCAGACCAUGAACAGAUAUGGACAACUCACUAUUCUUCGGAGCACAGCUGAGCAGGACUGCUUGGCAGUAGAGGGGGUUCGGACCCCAGUGUUAUUUGGUUACAACAUGCAAUCUGGCUGUAAACUAAGACUGACCAGCACUAUCCCGUGUCCACUUGUUGCGGAGAAGGUGAAGAGCCUGCUGAAGGGCCAGGGCUUCCCGGAUUAUGUGGCCUCUUUUGGAAAUUCUCAGGCCCAGGACGUGCUGGACUGGGUGCCCAUCCACUUCAUCACCCAGGCACCCCACAUGAAGGAUGUCUGCCAGCUCCCGCUGGCUUUGGUUAUAGAAGUGAAGUGGACGAAGUACGGAUCCUUACUGAACCCACAGGCUAAAAUAGUCAACGUAACUGCAAAUCUAAUUUCAUCCUCUUAUCCUAAGACCGACUCAGGAGAAGAAAGGACGAUUCUGAUUUCCACUGCGGUUACUUUUGUGGAUGUGUCUGCACCGGCGGAGGCAGGCUUCAGAGCUCGGCCAACCAUCAAUGCCAAGCUGCCCUUCAAUUUCUUCUUCCCAUUUGUUUGA
This is a messenger RNA of Pipistrellus nathusii (Nathusius's pipistrelle), 576 nucleotides long. Lineage: Eukaryota; Metazoa; Chordata; Mammalia; Chiroptera; Vespertilionidae. The record is from the annotation of a GenBank genome assembly.